GAGCAGCCGUGGACUCCCGCCCGCAACUGGCUGUACCCCGCGUCGUUCAGGUCGGUGGUGCGCGUGGGGCUGCUCGGGCGCGCUGGCAGCGGGGGCCCGCCGGGCCUGCCGGCGGAGGUCUGGGUGGAGCACGUGUUCCCUUGGUGCGCGAGGCGCUGGUUCGAGCAACCCAGCAGCCCCGGCGGCGGGCGGGCCCCAGCUUUGCGCGGCGCUGCCCUUCGCGCGCCUUCGCCCAGCUGCAAGGACGACGGCGAGCAGUCCGACGGCGACGGCGGCUCCACCAGGGCGUCCACCAGGGCGUCCACCGGCAGCAGCCCGUCGUUCUCCGAGGUGGCGGGGCACGCGGAGGCGACGGUGCUGGUGGAGGUCUUCGACAGCGGCCUGCAGCACUGCAUCGGGGCCGCGGGCGACCCGGACAGCUUAGCGCCCCACGAGAGGGGCCGCGUGUUCCUCUCCGCCGCACUCCUGCGGCAGCGGCUUGCCCGCGGCGCCAGCGGCCAGCGAAGGCCACAGUCCAUCCGCCACAGCGAGGGCCAGGAGAGCGACAGCGAGGAGAGGACGACGACGAGCCGGCCGAGGAGGAGGUCGGCGUGGGCGAAGAGGGGCAGCCAGGGGCCAACGACGAAGAGGACGCAUGAAAGGCUUGGGCAAGCAGUGCCUGGCUCGGUGGCACAGCGACGCUUGUCUGUGGAGGACAGGGGGCAGGGCCAGCUGGCGGAGAGCUGA
Prorocentrum cordatum is the source of this 726-nucleotide messenger RNA. Lineage: Eukaryota; Dinophyceae; Prorocentrales; Prorocentraceae. The record is from the annotation of a GenBank genome assembly.